Prorocentrum cordatum is the source of this 3867-nucleotide messenger RNA. The record is from the annotation of a GenBank genome assembly. NCBI's taxonomy places the organism in Eukaryota, Dinophyceae, Prorocentrales, Prorocentraceae.
CACGACCGCUUGCAGGAGGUCAUCCGCCAGCGGAAGGACCGGUUGCGCCUGGCCGGGGUGCGCCAGGAGGCCGAGGCGUCUGGGCGGGGUCGAGCCGCGCAAGACGCAGGCGGACGAUCACCCCCAAAGGCACCAGCGGGCACGUCGCUUGCCAACCCAACGGCUGGCUCCCGGGCGGCGCGGCGGGCAGAAGAGAACGAGGCGUGCAUCGGCGGGCUCCGGGCGCCGUGGAAGGCCGUCAAGAAGCUCCCGAUGCUCGCGGAGACCGGUCGGAAGAUCGGGGCCUUCCUCGACGAGUUCUUGGACCAGCAUCCCGAUUUCCUCGACCUCCCCGACGGCGGCGAGCGCGCUCAGGAGCUGGUCCGGGAUCCGCGCCUUCGCGCGGCGCGGGAGGACUUGCGUCGCGCCCUCGGCGCGAAGGAGGCCAAGGCGCAUAAGCGGACGCCCUGGAAGCGGGACAUCGUCGAGGCGCACGUGGCUGCCUCGCAGGACCCGGAGGUGCACCUUGGAGAUUGGCUUCGGGACGGCGCCCCCAUCGGCGUGGCCAGACCGGUGCCGAGCUGCGGGAUCUUUCCCCAACUCGGCCCGGCCGCGAAGGAGCGCACGCAGGCGCAUGAGGUGCUAUCGUUGCUGGAGGCGCACGGCAACUACAAGAGCUGCGAGGAGGCCAGGGUGCACGCGGAGCCCGAGAUCGAGAGGAUCAUCAAGGAGGGUUUCGCGGUCAGGUUCAAGUCCUGGAAGCAGGUCGUCGGCACUUACGGCCCGGUUGCGGCGUCCAGGCUCGCUUGCAUCGUCAAGGACCGGAAGGACGGCACGAAGAAGGCCAGGAUCAUCAUCGACCUCCGCAGAUCGGGCGUCAACAGGUGCGUGCAGGUCGACGAGAGGAUUGUGCUUCCGCGCCCGAAGGACAUCCUCAGCAAUGCCAUGCACCUUCUGCGCCACGCCGCGGAGGACGAGGAGGUCGAGGCGAUGGCGUUGGAUUUCAAGGACGCCUUUCACACGCUGCCAGUCCAUGCAGACGAGCUCCCGUAUGGCGUGGCGAAGGUCUUCGACGGCGAGUACGUGGUGUUUCGUACGGUGGUCUUCGGCGGCGAGGCGAGCCCGCUGCUCUGGGGCCGCGCGGCGGCGUACGUCAUGCGCGGUGCGCAGUCGAUCUUCGAGCCGGAGCAUCUCCUGGGCGAGUGCUACGUCGACGACCCCCUGGUGCUCGCCGUCGGCACGGCCGAGACGCGGAGGCGGCGGUUCGCCAAGUUCCUCCUCUGGCCCAUCCUUCUGGGACUGCGGCUUUCUUGGGCCAAGGUCUCGCGGGGGAGGCGGGUCGAGUGGUGCGGCGUGGAAUACCGCCUCGUCUCGCGGUACGUCGUGCAGGCGGUGCUGGCGCAGGCUUUCGCGCAGGAGUUCAAGGCGGAGAUCGAGCAAGCGACGAGGCGGCCGCUCAUUACGCGGUCGGAGCUGCGGCGCAUCGCGGGGAGGGCGUCGUGGGCGACAGGUCUGGUGCCGACGAUGCGCUCUUUCAUCGACAGCCUGUGGGCCACGCUGGCCGACCUCAAUGCCGCGUCCAAGGGGGAUUCGGGGAUCCCCUGGAUCGGCAGGGACCCCCAGCCAGCUGCGCAGACCUCGCGCAUCAUUGUCGCGUUGGCGUGGUUGCAUGCCUUCCUCGAGGGCGUUGUCACGGGUGGUGAUCCUGGUCGGACGGUCGACGUCAGGGAGUGGUUCCGGCAGCCGUCCAUCGAGAUCGUCUGCGAUGCUUCCCCGUGGGGCCUGGGGGCGGUCCUAUGGGUCGACGGGGCCGCUCGCGCUUACCUUUUCGACGAGGUCGGCCCGGCGGACGUCGAGGAGCUGGGGGUCGAGAAGGGUUCGUGCAAGGCCCAGGCGGUCCUGGAAGCGCUGGCCAUUGCGGUCGCGGCGCGGACUUGGCUUCCCAGGUGGGCGCAGCACCGGACUGGCGUUCGAGUCAAGAGCGACUCCAUGGCGGCGCUCGGGGCCCUUGGUAAGAUGGCCAGUCCAACGCCCGCCAUCAACAAGAUCGCCAGGGAGAUCGCCCUCGACGUGGCGCAGAGUCGGUACGGCAUCGACGUGCUGGAGCACGUGCCGGGCGAGCUCAACGACGUCGCGGACGCACUGUCGAGGGCCUUCGAGCCGGGCGGGCGCUUCGCGCUCCCCGAGGUCUUGCGGCAGGCUGGGUGCACGCGGACUCCCGUGGCCGCGCGCGACGGGUCGUGGUGGCGCUCCAUGGCCCUCACGCGGACGGUGCUGGACAAGGCUGCUGGCGGGCGACGGCGAGCUAUCGGAGAUGCCUCCCCGCCUGGGCGCGACAAGGGCGCAGGCUCGUUGGAGCGGGGCCUCCCGCGAGUGAUCCGCGUCGUCAACGCUCCCGCCGACGCGCUGCACGAGGGGCCGAGGCGGGUCGACGGCGCGCAGGGGCGCCGCGGCCGCGAGGAGGAGGAGAGGAGUAGCGGCGGGGUACCGGAUGCUCUCUUGGGCCCGGGACCCGCGCCAGCCAGGCGAAGGUGGGAUGAGACGGCGGCAGCGGCGCCAGCCAAGCGUGCCUGCUUGGCAGGGGCGCUGCAGGUCAUCGGAUGUCCGCAGCGCUCCGCUGCCGCCGCCGCAGAGUUCAGGGAAGCCACCCUGGCGGUGACGACGAGGCCCGUGAUGGACAGCUACACGAAGGCCCUCGUCUCGCUGGCCAGGGCGGGCGGCUUCGAUUUGCUGCCGUUUACGCCAGAGAAGGCUUACAGGAUCGGCGGCGCGCUGCGUGCGGCCGGGUACAGGUCCACAGCGUGCUAUCUGGAGAGGUAUAAGCAGAUGCACGUCGAGGAGGACUACGAUUGGUCGGUCAGGCUGCACGGUGUGAUGAGAGGGUGCCGACGUGCGUCGAUCAGGGGCCUCGGGCCGCCGACGCACGCGGCGGUCUUCACCCUGGAGUCGUGGCUGGUGGCUGCCCAUGUGAAGCGAGCGCACGCCCAGGGCGGUCCGACCGAGCCCGGUCGCUUCAUCACUGUGGGCACUUGGUGGAUGCUGCGGGAGAUCGAGGUGGCCCUCCUCGCAAUCGAGCGCGUCCGCUUCCUGGAGGAGACGGACUCAGUUGCCGUGGACCUGGGCGUCGCGAGGAAGGAUAUCCAGGGCUGCGGAUGCACCCGGGUGCACUCGUGCAUCUGCCAGUGCAGGCCGGAGUGGCAAGCCAUCUGCCCAGUGUGCGUCGUCCGAGCCCAGCUCCAGAAGCGACGGGCUGACCAGGCGGAGCCUUGCGACCCAUUGUUCGCGGACGCCGCCGGCUACGCGGUCGUCAAGAGGGCCGCGGUCGCGACCAUGCGCGCGCUGCUUGUGCCAGAGGGCGCUGGACAGGUGAACGGCCACUCCUUGCGGCGCAUGGGCGCGCAGCUGCUCGCCGCGGCAGGCGUCGAGCAGUGGCUGGUCGAGUGGUUCGGCCGAUGGGGCUCCGACGCCGUCAAGCGCUACGUCGAGGACGCGCGGUCGCGGGCCCCGCAGGCACGGUCUCUGGCGCUUCGGGCGGCCCGAAGCGAUGCCAACGUGGAGCCGGGGCCUGCGACGAUGGCCGCGGCCGGGGCGCGCGAUGCCCCGCUGGCGCGCGAAGGGGAGGAGGAGCGCCAGGGCGGCGCAGCUGGCCCGAUCGGCCUCGAGGAGUUGUCGAGAGUGCCCCGCGAGCGGAGCUCGCUGUGCGGCUGGCAUUUCGGAGGUCUCCCACAGUCGGCCCUCACCUUCCACGAGGGGCGCGCUGACUUGCAUGACGCCUGCAGGAAGUGCGUCCGGCUCGCGGCCUCGCGUGGCUGGCCGGUGGACUGCGCUGCAGCCGGCGCCGGCGGCGAGCUCGCGAGCGACGCCGGCGCCCCGAUCCAGGCGCACUGA